AUGCUAGAAACUAAUGAACAAACCAGUCAUACUAACUCUUAUAUUGCUAGACAAAGUAGAAGACUUAGAAUGAAGGAGAAGAGAGAUGCACAAUGCACUGAAUCAGAUCAUUCUCAAAACUUGGUAGAUAAAACUGAUGUAAGUGAUGCAAGGAAGAAAAGAAGGCUGAUAUUGCAAAAUAAGAAAUCAUCAUGUGGUCAUCCCAGCAGUGCCCCAUCCCCAAGUACAAUCUCCCCAGUUUCUAUUCCAAAUGUAGAAGAUAGAGCUCAUUCAAUUGAUGCUCACAAGAAAAGAAGGCUUAUAUUGGAGAAUAGAAAGUUUUCUGUCAUACAACCUGAAACACAAUAUUCUCAAGUGCCACUGUCUAACUCCGAGGAUGAUUGCAGCUCAUCCAAUACUUCAGACUCUGAGGAUGAUAUGGAACAAGCACCCUUAGCAGAUUCAAAUUUACAAGAAUAUUCUGAUAUAGGGGAUCAAAUAUGGGAAUGUACAUAUUGUCAUGCACACAUGUGGCUUCAAGAACGUGCCAGUAAAACCAAAAAGGGACAUGUUCCAACAUUCCAUCGCUGUUGUCGCGGUGGUAAAAUUGUUGUACCUUUACUUGAAGAGCCACCCCCACUGUUGAGACAUCUGCUGUUUAACAAAACAUCUACCGAGAGCAAAAAUUAUCGAAAUAAUAUUCGAACAUACAACUCAAUGUGUUCGUUUACUUCUCCUGGAAUGAAAUUUGACACCACAUAUUCAAAGAAAGGAGGACCACCAACUUUGAGACUGCACAGUCAAACCUGUCAUCGAAUAGGUACUCUACUACCAGAAACUGGAGACCGUCUGCAAUAUGCUCAGCUAUAUAUUUAUGACACAGAUAAUGAAGUUACUAAUAGAAUGAAGUGUUUCAGAGACAAUACUGAAAUUGACGAGAACACUGUUCAUAAUUUGAAGAUCAUGUUAUAUGAGUUCAAUAUUCAUGCAAAAGUUUUUAGAAUGGCGAGGGAUGUCCUGGACGAUAAUGCAUUCUUAGACUUAAAACUGAGGGUUAUAUGUGAUAGACCUGAGGAUGGACGCGUGUAUAACAGACCAACGGUUUCAGAAGUUGCUGCACUAAUUGUGGGAGACGUUGAUUCUGCUUGUAAUAGGGACAUUAUUAUUCAAGCACGCAACGGUGGUUUGCAACGUAUUGAUGAGUUUCAUCCAGCAUAUUUGGCAUAUCAAUACCCUCUCAUAUUUGCGUAUGGUGAAGAUGGUUAUAGGAAAAAUAUAUUGCAUAGAUAUCGCCAUGAAACUGAGGUUACCCGACAAAAUCGUCAGAGCAUCAAGGACUGGCUUUCAUACAGGUCACAAGACCGUAGCAAGGAGGCAAAAACUUUGCUACACUCACGCCGUCUGUUUCAACAGUUCUCGGUCGACGGUUAUUGUAUGAUGGAAUCUGAAAGGCUGAACUGGUUGCGAAAUAAUCAAUCAAAAAUAAGAGUGGGAAAAUAUAACAGGUUGACAGAUGAAUGCAAUAACGGUGAUGGCAGACAACAACAAAAGCGGGGAAAGCGAGUUGUCUUGCCAUCAUCUUUUGUUGGGGGAAAAAGAUAUAUGGAUCAACUGUAUUUUGACGGAAUGGCAAUUUCAAGUAGAUUGGGUUUUCCAGACCUAUUCAUUACAUUUACUUGCAAUCCAACAUGGCCAGAAAUUAUCCGUGCCUUGUCCGAAACUGGGUUACAACCACAUGAUCGACCCGAUAUUAUUACUAAAGUCUUCAAAAUCAAAUUUGACGAACUCAUUGCAGAUAUAACAAAAAAGCAUGUUCUAGGGAAAGUUUUGGCCUUUAUGUACACUAUUGAAUUUCAGAAGAGGGGAUUGCCACACGCAUAUAUUUUGAUUUUCUUACAUCCUCAGAGCAAAUACCCCACACCAUCGGACAUUGACAACAUCAUCUGUGCUGAAAUACCAGACCCUGCUGUUCAUCCGAGGUUGUAUGCGUUGGUUAAAUCUAACAUGAUGCACGACCCAUAUGGAGUGGCGCGCACGACAUCAACCUGUAUGAAAAAUGGUAAAUGCUCUAAAUACUUUCCAAAUAAGUUUAACGAGGAAACUAUUGUUGAUGCAGAAGGUUAUCCCCUCUAUAGGAGAAGAUAA
Molecule: messenger RNA, 2124 nt
Organism: Vicia villosa (hairy vetch)
Lineage: Eukaryota; Viridiplantae; Streptophyta; Magnoliopsida; Fabales; Fabaceae
Exons: 4
Coding region: 1-2124 (707 amino acids)
Source: RefSeq, a predicted model, not a curated record